AGGGAAACUGACAAAUAUAGGGGAGGUAACAAACAGAUGAUAAGUGAGUCCAGGUGAGUCCAAUAUCGCUGAAGCGCGUUCCGAGGGAAGGCUGGUGUGCAUAAUUGAUGGCAGGAGUGCAUGAUGCAGGGCAGCCUGGCGCCCUCAAGCGCCAGGGGAGGGAAGAGCGUGAGCAGACGUGACAAUUGGUUUAAUUGAAAAUGUGAGCUAAUCAAAUUUAGUUAUGUAACUAGCUACUGUUAAUUCAAUAUGAGUAUACAAGUUCAAGUGUUCCUGCAGUUUACUUUAUUACUUUAGAUUUUAUUUAUUCGUUCUCGCUGGACAUUUCUGUCUUAUUUACGACUAAUCUGGUCUAUAAUUUGUAAUUCAUUACAACCAAUUCCAUUACUUCUAACCCAGUGCAAGUUGUGUGAUGUUCCCUUUUCUUAGUUUCCUAGUCUGUCCAGUGGGCUUGACUACAAUGAGCCCACUGUCACUGAUGCAGAGGGAGCUUUAACGAUGAACUUCUCUAACAAGGUCCAUCAUCAGGUCUCUCUCUAUCUGAUUGGACGAGCCUAUACAAGCCUCCUGUCCUGGUUUCUAUGGUGAAGGUGAUGGUAGACAAUGAGCUGCUGGGCUAUGCCUGUGAACAGUUCCUGGGGAAAUCUGUGAUGGAGAUAAAGAGUGUCAUUCUGCAGACCCUGGAGGGUCAUUUACGCUCUAUUCUCGGUACUCUGACGGUGGAGCAGAUCUACCAGGACAGAGAUAGAUUUGCUGCUCUGGUGAGGGAGGUGGCAGCGCCCGACGUGGGCCGCAUGGGCAUCGAGAUCCUCAGCUUCACCAUCAAGGAUGUUUAUGAUAAAGUGGAGUACCUGAGUUCCUUGGGCAAGAGUCAGACAGCUGCAGUACAGCGAGACGCAGACAUCGGAGUGGCCGAGGCAGAGAGAGACGCAGGAAUCAGGGAAGCAGAAUGUAAGAAAGAGAUGAUGGACAUCAAGUUCCAAGCAGAUACCAAGAUGGCCGACUCUAAGAGAGGGUUGGAGAUGCAGAAGGCUGCUUUCAAUCAAGAAGUCAACACAAAGAAAGCAGAGGCCCAGCUGGCCUACGAGCUGCAGGCUGCCAAGGAGCAGCAGAAGAUCCGUCUGGAGGAGAUCGAGAUCGAGGUGGUUCAGAGGAAGAAGCAGAUCACCAUUGAGGAGAAGGAGAUUGACCGCACUGAGAAGGAGCUGAUCGCCACGGUCAAGAGGCCGGCCGAGUCUGAGGCCUACAAGAUGCAACAGCUGGCCGAGGGACAGAAGAUGAAGAAGGUGCUGACGGCCCAAGCGGAGGCAGAGAAAAUCCGUCGUAUCGGAGAGGCAGAGGCCGGUUCCAUAGAGGCUAUAGGGAAGGCUGAGGCUGAAAAGAUGAGGCUGAAGGCUGAGGCCUACCAGCAUUAUGGAGAGGCUGCCAAGACUGCUCUGGUCCUAGAGGCCCUGCCUAAGAUUGCUGGCAAGGUGGCGGCACCCCUGGCCCAGACCAAUGAGAUUGUCAUCCUGAGCGGGGACGGUAGUCGUGUGACCGGCGAGGUUAACCGCCUAUUGGCUGAGCUCCCCGUGUCCGUCAACGCUCUCACAGGGGUGGACCUGAUGAAGAUCCCUUUUCUUCAGAAGAUGACCAACCCUCAAGCAUGAAAACAAUCCAAUGCACCCUGACUCCAAUACAUCUCUCUUAUGCACUCUUUAAAUCAACAAGAAACACUUGAAUACAAGAGUUGUUUUUUUACUACGAAAGAGUAGUCGUUCUCAUUUCCUAGACCCCUGGUGCCUUGGCUCCUAUAGGACCAGAUCAUCUGCAUGGGCCACUGAAUGUUUUUCUUUUAAAGAACAAAAAAAGCAACCGUUCAUUUUAUAUUUUGUUUUUAAGAAGUUACCCCCAUUGUGUAGUACUUACACUCGUCUACAUUAUAGAAGAGGGGCAUUCAUCCUGAUUUUUCUGUGCGGGCCUUAUUCUGGUCUGAAAGGUCUCACCUUGUGUCUUUGUAGUUUUUUUCAUUGUGUUACAAUUAGUACCUUGGAUAUGCCCAUGGUUUUUUACAGUUACUUGUGCAAGUGUUAAGUAUUUCGUCACCCAUUUUUAUUGUUUCAUUCUUAUGUGCCUGUUAACCAACCAAGUGGCCAAACCUCAGGAAAAGUAAUGGUUUGGCAAUUCAAAAAGUUUAGUGAUACUACAGUGAAAUUCAAUGAGAGAUGUAGAAAUGUACUCCCCCAUCCUCAUAUCAUUUGCCAUUUUCUUUACUAGAAUCUUCACUUCAUUCUUCAUCUUGGGUAUGGGAGAGGUGUGUCUUCUUAGGACAAGGCAUGCAAGACGCAGAAAUGAUACACAUGAACACGUGUGCAUCGAUCUUCAUGUCUGUAUGAAGCCAUAUACUUUCAAGAUUAGCCUUAAUAUAGAGACCCGGGAGUCCUGCUAGCUUUCCUGAUCAUCUGGAUUACCUCAGUCAAUCUAAGCUUUAAUACUUGUUCUACUUCUUUCCAAUUAUUGAGACGUCAUAUGACAAUAUGCAUUUCAGUCUCUUAGGGUAGCCAAUGUUGUGUUAUGUCACCUUGUGGUUCCAUUCUUAAAUUACAUAUACAUUUUUAUAAAGGAUUUAUCUCUA
This is a messenger RNA of Oncorhynchus tshawytscha (Chinook salmon), 2614 nucleotides long. Its product is annotated as flotillin-2a. Gene Ontology annotation, biological process: protein localization to plasma membrane; regulation of myoblast differentiation. The transcript is spliced from 9 exons. Bases 582 to 1649 code for a protein of 355 amino acids. The record is from RefSeq and is a predicted model, not a curated record. Lineage: Eukaryota; Metazoa; Chordata; Actinopteri; Salmoniformes; Salmonidae. Gene Ontology annotation, cellular component: plasma membrane.